Branchiostoma belcheri (Belcher's lancelet) is the source of this 884-nucleotide messenger RNA. RefSeq names its product ATP synthase subunit s, mitochondrial-like. NCBI's taxonomy places the organism in Eukaryota, Metazoa, Chordata, Leptocardii, Amphioxiformes, Branchiostomatidae. Bases 17 to 766 code for a protein of 249 amino acids. The record is from RefSeq and is a predicted model, not a curated record. The transcript has 5 exons.
AUGUCGGAUUUAAUUUAUGCCUCACAUCCCUCAGUUGUACAAUGAACUAGUCCAAAGAGCCAAGAUGGCAGCGCUCAUGAGAAACGCGGCGACCAAGAUGACCACCAUACUGAGACCAUGCACCUGUAUAACAGUGUCCCAGCGAAACCACACUUUUAAGAGGGACAACAAAGAGAAGGAGAAAGUCCGGACAAAGAUCUGGGUGGACUAUGAUAUGUUGCACAAGGUGUUCAACAAGGUUGACAGAGCCCAUAUAGACAGAGUUGGGCAGGAGAGAGCUGCAGCAGAGUGGAUCACCAGGUGUGGAGGGGCGGUGAGGAUACAGGAUGUGGAGGAAUGGUUCCAUAACUACAACAACCUGGGCACUGGGCCUCUGGGCAAGUUUAUGAUAGAGGAGAUAGAUGCCAGCUGGGCUGAUGUACAGGCAGAGGGGUUUGAUCUUCUUGAUGGUCUGAAGGCUGUACGUACCAUGAAGCUGAGCAGGUGCCCGUACCUGCAGGAUGCCUGCCUGGAGAGACUUGCACCACUCAGCCACAGUCUGCACAGUCUGGAGAUCUCACACUGUGGCCAGCUGGUCACAGACAGGGGAAUACUGGCACUGCAGGACCUCAAGCUGCUGCAGAGAUUACACCUGGCUGACCUCCCAGGGGUGAAGGACCCAGAGGUCACCCUACAGACCCUCCAGUCAGCAAUCCCAUCAUGCCUCAUCACAGCCGAACUUGGGGAUACAGAAGCUCAACAAACUGUGCAGAUGACUCCCCAGUGACAUGGAAUUGAUGCCAUACUGUAGUUGGCUGUGUUUUGUAUAAUACUAGUAAUAUAUGUACAUUAUGUUUUGUGACAUGUCUUAGUGUUCUCAUAGAAGAUGUUAUUGUACUUAGAUA